AAAAUAUAGUCAAUUUUUUUUCGGGGUGUUGCAGAGUAUUGUUACCCCUUCCAAAUUAUGGCGGGGAUUUUUUUAAAGCAAUGUUUUGAUUCUGAUAUGUUUACACAUUCAUAAAUCAUAUAUAUAUUGAACUAGAUAACUGUUCAGAUACCGUUACUUUUAGAUAGUGAGUACAUGAUAAUUGGAGCAGAAUGAGCAAAAACGACACACUGUUGGAGUGGUGCAAUGAAUAUUGGUAUGAGGAGAUUAUUAAAGUUUUCAUCGAUACAGAUGGAGAACGUUGUCCAGAGUUUAUUGAAGUCAAGGAUUUCAUCCGAGGUUCUAAAAAUGACUCUAAAAUCCUGACACGGUUAUUGUAUCUUCUAGCACGAUUUUCUAGUCGUUUAAACCCUAAAGAUCUCCGUGACUGUAUGAUGUACAUGGAAGACAUUCCAGACAUCCUUAAGGACAUUGCUGCAAUGAAACACAAGCUACCUAACGCAACCGAUCUAAUACAGUUUCAAUUAGAGGAGUCGAUGGAGCUCCUCUCCAACCUCGCAUCCAUGGAGAGCAGUCAGGAUGACUUUAGUGAACAAAUAAGAAGUUUUCAGCGAGAUGUUGCAAAACUUAUCUCUUUCCUCUGUAGAGAAGUGAAUGUAUCAUUCAUAUCCAAGGUUCAUCAAGAGUUUAUGGAGCGAUUUAAUUUACAGCAAUCCCUUACUUCAGAAACCAGUGAAAAUAUGUCUGAAGAGAAUGGUUUGGAUGAAGCAGAGGAAGAAGAAGGAUCAUCUGAGAGUGAUGAAGAGUAUUUAUCUGUGUCCGAAUCAAUUCCUAAAACUUCCGAGAUUGAUGUUGAAAAUGAUAACCGGAACAAAGACAAAAUGUCAAAAUUGACCUCUGCCAAAAACUUAUCUGGAAACACUGACAAAAUUAUGACUGAAAACACAAAUAUGCCUGGCGAUAACAGAGACGAUGAUAUUGCUCAAAUUAACACCAUGGAACUGCUAGGGGCAAUGGACUCUCUUAUCCCAUCUGUUUCACUAGAAAAACUGUCAGCAGAACAACUGGAUAAACACACAAAAUUGCAGACAGUAAACAAAAAUACAAAUAAAACUACUUCAGGGGAUCCAUAUACAGACAUGGAAACCAUAUUAUUGAAUUCAGAUAGUGUGGCAACAGAUUUAACCCCAGGAGAGGGUAGCACAAAUAUACCACCAGCUGCCAAGAACCAACAUGGUCAAGUAAAUGAUAGCAGUACAACUGCUACCAAAAAAACCAUGGUUCGAAUACACAUUAAUAGCAACAAAAGACGAAACGCAUUCACAAUCACGGAAAGUGUUCAUUUAAUUCACGGUGUGAAAACUUGUGGUUUGGGCAACUGGACGCAGAUAUUACAUUCUUAUACGUUUUAUUCAAGGAAAAGUAACCAUUUGAAGGACAGAUGGAGAACGAUGUUAAAAAGCAAGUUCAUCUCAUACGACCACGAUGAUGAUGGGAAGAUUGAAAUACUCGAUCCUUUGUUAAAUGCAGCGUAUGAGGAUUAUUUGAGUAAAAUUCGAUCAGAUUCACAAUCACAAGGAACAAAUAAAAAAGAAACUAUAACUGAGGAAUCUGGUUGUAAGGAUAAAGUCAAGAAACAACAUCUUGAGUUCAUCUCUCCACCUCAACUGGCUAGUACCCUUAUCUGUGAUGACAUGCAAGCUGACACAAGUUCCGAGGGUGAGGGCACUAAAGAUGGUUCUGCAAAUCCCACAGAAAAACCAACCCUUUCAAAUGCUGCCCGAGAGUUGCAAGAAUCUGCUGCAAAUGAAGUAUUAGAGACAACCGUAGUCAAAUCUGCUAUACUCGAGCAAGAUAGUAGUGCAGAUAGGAAUGAAAGCACCCAAAAUGCCCCAGCAUGCCCCAUUAAAAAUGGAAACCGUGUUUCAACUAACUCUAAUAAAACUCCUAAUGAUUCAAAAAUUGAAAUCAUGGACACUUCUGAUGACAAUACAACUGAUGGAGACACACAAAUAGAUACUAAUGAAGAUUUAUUGGGGAAGAGGCAGGAAAAGUCAGAAGAAACAGUGGAGUCAUCUUCUGAAGAAGAAGUGGAAGUCACUGAGUGUCAUCCUCCACGUAAAUCCUUAUCUGCUCCGGAAGAUAACGGUGAAAACAUGACUUUGGCUGGAAAGCUAAACACAGCAAGAAAAAGAGAAAAGAAAAGUAAAUUUACUUCUACACAAAAAAGACGAAAGCGAAGGUUUGACUUCAGUUCCGGUGAAGACAGUCAUAGUGAUAUAACGCUGCCCACUAGAAAGAAAAUCACUGCAGAUUCUGAUACGGCUAAAACAUUAGUUGAAAAUAAAAAGAAUGAAAAAUCCAUGGAUGCCGAUGAAGUUGAAUCUUCUUCCUCAGCAAAAGAUCGAUCAGAUGAAGAUGCUGUUAAGAAAGUAUUGAAAAAUAAAACGCCCGCAAAAUCCUCUAAGAGAAGGUUUUUAUGGGAUGUAGAGGGUGAACAAUUAACCUGGGAUGAUUCAUUUCUAUUGGAACCAAAAACUAUAAAGAGAAAAACACUUUUAUCGAAUUCUGUCUCUGUCAGGUACAAGAAAAAGUUCUGGUUGACUUGGGAAAAGAAGAAUCUUCUUGAUGGAGUGCGUAGGUUUGGGGUUGGGCAAUGGAGUAUGAUUCUGAAUCAUUUCAAAUUCCAGGACCGAACUUCUGUCAUGCUAAAAGAUAAAUGGAGGACUAUGAUGCAAUACAACGAGGUUCCAGCUGAUUUGUUGGCCAAGACUCCGUUUUCAAAAUAAAGUUUCCGUUAUUCUUCUUAUUAUUCCUGUUUGCUACUGUUUUAAAGAUGUGGUUAUUGUUGCUUUUGUAUUUGUCGUUCGUCUUUUUACUAAGUUUAUAUUAAGUACAAAACAUAUCAUAAAAUUACGAUCGUUGGGU
Messenger RNA from Ciona intestinalis (vase tunicate), 2907 nucleotides. The record is from RefSeq and is a predicted model, not a curated record. Lineage: Eukaryota; Metazoa; Chordata; Ascidiacea; Phlebobranchia; Cionidae.